Molecule: messenger RNA, 2442 nt
Organism: Manihot esculenta (cassava)
Lineage: Eukaryota; Viridiplantae; Streptophyta; Magnoliopsida; Malpighiales; Euphorbiaceae
Product: crossover junction endonuclease MUS81
Exons: 15
Coding region: 204-2210 (668 amino acids)
Biological process (GO): mitotic intra-S DNA damage checkpoint signaling; double-strand break repair via break-induced replication; DNA catabolic process
Cellular component (GO): nucleus; Holliday junction resolvase complex
Molecular function (GO): DNA binding; crossover junction DNA endonuclease activity; 3'-flap endonuclease activity
Source: RefSeq, a predicted model, not a curated record
CCUUCGAAUAUGAUCCGUGUCCGAAAGGCCCAAAUUGGCCCGGUCCACAAGGAGAGAGCAAUUUCAAACUCCAUCAGAUUCGGAGGAAUCUGGCGCGUUUUAUCGUAUGUCUAUAGAUUGUCCUCCGGAUCGUAAACCCUGUUCCUCCUAUAUCCCCCAAACCCGGUGAAAGGACAGGGAAUCAAUUACCCAAAUUCUCCCAAAUGCAGAAUCAGAAGCAGGUAAUAUGCCCCGAAAACGAAGAGCUUGUAUCCUAUAUGUUGAUGAAGAGGCAAGAAUUGGCCGAAAAGCCCAAAGGGAUAAAAGAAAACGUAGACGUGAUUCUCUCUAAGGCUUGCAACAGUGUGUGCAGCGCAAAGACUCCAAUCAAAACUCUCAAGGACUUAUCUCAGAUUAAGUGUGUAGGUAAAUGGGUUCUCAAAUUAAUGCAAGGGUUUUUUGAUAGUGGUUCAGGAAUUUCUGAACCAGAAGACUUCACCAAAAAGGUUAAGAGAGCCAAGGGAGCAAAACGUUAUGUGCCACAAAAAAAUUCUGUUGCAUAUGCAUUGUUGAUUACCCUUUAUAGGGGGACUUCCAAUGGCAGUGAGUUUAUGCGUAAACAGGAGCUUAUUGAUGCAGCCGAAGCGAGUGGGCUAUCCAGGGCUUCUAUUUUGCCGGAAAAAGGAAAAGGGAAAGCUGCACAAUUUGGAAGUUCUCCUAGGGACUGGUACAGUGGAUGGAGCUGCAUGAAGACAUUGAUAUCUAAAGGAUUAGUUGUUAAAUCAAGUUGCCCUGCAAAGUAUAUGCUGACUGAGCAAGGGAAGGAAGCAGCUUGUGAAUGUCUUUUGAGAUCUCGUCUGUUGGAUGAGGGUUCAACUAAUGUGGAAGUUCUUUCUGAUUUGGACGUGAACAUUGUAUCUAAUCUAGAGUCUGCUCUCCCUGAUUCAACUGCACCAGUGAUAUCUUCAUCUGCUGUUUUAAGAACGAAGAAGAAAUCAAGUGAUGUUCCUCUGGAAUCUCUUGAAAGGUUUAUGCGCAUGGGAUACACUAAGGAACAAGUACUUGAUGCAUUCGCUGCAGUUUCAGAAACUUCCUUGAACAAGGAGAUCUCUUCACUCUGGCCGGCAGUUUUAUGUCAUCUUCGAGAGGAUCAGGUUUAUGGCCUCCAUUCAGAACCUCAAACUCUGAGAAAGGGUCAAGUAGAUCUUGUUGGUAAUCAGAGUGUUAGGAUGAAUUUGACUGCUGAUGGUGGAAAUAUGCCAAAUUUGCAUUCUGUCUGCUAUGUACCUCAUGCUUCUACCUUGAAAACUUGCUCAUCAUCUGUUUGUCCUGCAAAGAAGUUGAGCUUGGGUGACCUGGAAGCAAACUUGAACAUUUUAAGCAUGCCGCCUCUGAGCUUAGGGGAAAGAUUUGAGGAUGUGUAUGAAGUAAUACUGAUACUGGAUGACAGAGAGCAGUUUGCUAUUCAGGGGUUGGUAUUUGGAAGCAUGCUUAGCUCCACUUGGUCAAAGUACUGGAAACUUAUUGAGAGCAUUUGCAAAGAACAUAAAAUUAAAAUAGUGGUUAGGCGGUUGCCUGUUGGGGAUGCAAUCUGGAUAGCUUGCCAGAAGUAUCUGCACUGUGAAUACGUGCUUGAUUUUAUUGUUGAGAGGAAAAAAGUUGAUGACUUGCGCUCUUCGAUCAGGGAUAAUCGCUAUAAAGAUCAGAAACUGAGGCUCCUGAGGUGUGGACUUAAGAAGCUGAUAUAUCUUGUGGAAGGUGAUCCAAAUUCCUCUGAAGCAGCUGAAAGCAUCAAAACAGCUUGUUUUACAACAGAAAUUCUGGAAGGAUUUGAUGUCCAGAGAACAAGUUGCUUGCGUGAUACCCUGAAGAAGUAUGGUUAUCUCACUCGGUCAAUAACUCAAUAUUAUGGGGCACAGCUGCUUGAUUAUGAGCCCAAAGGUGCUGGGAUCUGUCCUACGUUUGAUGAAUUUAUCAAAAGGUGCCAGGACCUGGAGAAAAUGACGGUCAGUGAUGUAUUUGCCAUUCAGCUCAUGCAGGUUCCACAAGUAACAGAGGAAAUUGCCAUUUCCGUUCUAGAUCUGUAUCCAACCAUCAUAUCUCUUGCCCAUGCCUAUUCUCUUCUUGAUGGUGAUACCAGUGCGCAAGAGGAGAUGCUUCGGAAGCAGAGUAACAAUGCUAUUAAUGCCGCUGCUAGUAGGAAUAUCUUCCGAUUGGUUUGGGGGCAAUGACCAGUGAGUUUCGUAGUAAGCAAAUGGACUUGGGUUUCUGGAAGCAAAAGCUAUUUGCUUCAUUAUUGAUGUAGUUUUGCGGAACAAUGUAAAUAAGAUUACAUUUAGUUAUUAUUAGGACAUGAUCAUUGAGCAGCAAUCUGUUUAUUUGUGGUUGAGGCAUUUUUUCCAUUUUAUAGGUUCAUGACAGUAAAAUUUGUUCAAAAAUCUAAAUUAAUGAUUAUUUUCGACC